Molecule: messenger RNA, 3109 nt
Organism: Lingula anatina
Lineage: Eukaryota; Metazoa; Brachiopoda; Lingulata; Lingulida; Lingulidae
Source: RefSeq, a predicted model, not a curated record
ACUGCGUUUCCACCCGGAGGCGGCACAAUAGCAUAGUUGGCCGUUGGAUUCCCAACGCUGAAUUAAAACGGCGGGUUUCUGCACCGUUUAAUUUGCAUGGCUAUUUCGAGUAGGGGGUUCAGUUUGCGCAGAGGAUCAUGACAUCUAGCAAGCAAACGUCAACGGGGCUAUCAAAUAAAUGACGUGAACCUUUGUGUGCAAAAUUUACGAUUUAUAUCAGGAGUUCAAUUGCGAAUGCCCUGACUAAACAUAAUACUGUUUGCUGAUAAAUAAUCCGGCUUGAGACGGAGGCCCUGCGGAGAAAGGGUUGUCCAGUUAGCAAGCAAAGAACAUUGGUGCUCGAGAGUGCUAGGAAGUCGGACGAAGGGUCGUAAAAAGGUAGACAUUUCGGCUCACAAGAAUAACACUGAAAAAGACACGAGGGAAAGGGAAUAACAGACAGGCUGGCGCAUCGGAAGAGUAACGAGGACACGAAGGGUAUACCACGCACGGAGUAGAACCUGUUCUCUCGAAAUUCCUCCUCUCGUGUGCUUUCACUCUGCUGACAGAUCGUCUGACUGAUUUAGUAACGGGUCCCUCUGAGGGAGAUUCAGAUAUAUAUCUAGUCCGAGGAGGUGCUGUUUGGGAAAGGAAGAGACUGGGGUAAACUGCGACGAACGGGUCUCUAGAGGUGAAAGGUCGAAGUCACAAGGAGGCGGGUAGAAGGCAAAGUUAUUAGGGAGAUCUGUUGCUGAUAAUUUUUGACACGUCUGUGUCUCGGGGUUUGACGGUGAAAAGAGAGAGGGAGUUUAUAGGCUGUAGGGUUUAACACGCGAACGCCAAGUAUGUGACUGUUUGCGGCAGACGAUAUCCUUUCAUUUGGACGAGAGCAGACGAUCGCGACAAGUGUGGAAAAAUAGCAGACGACAGGCCGUGGAAACUGGAGUAAAAUUGUGUGCGAAGCGAUGAAUUCUUGGGAUUUAUUCUGCUCGUUCGGUGGAAACUUUACGAGUGCCAUUUACAGCCUGGAGAAUUGAGGAAGAAAUCCAAUAUCAAAAUAGAGUGCCAUCGAGCUGACGGCCUUUUGCAAUUUUUUUCCAAGAUACAUACAUUUCACCGCAAUGGAAUUCCGAAUAUCGAUGUUGUACAGUAUCCUCUCCGUACUUCUCUACGGAGGCUUUGCAGGCAAUGCCAAAGCGCGAGAAAGAAGGGACAGAGACGUAACAUGUCCCUCCAGCAGUUCCCAGGUACGAGAAGAGAUAAAGAGCUGCACACAGAAUUACAAUCAGCACCUGGGGCAACUGACAGCAGGACCAAGGUUUCUGUAUUCUGGGGUCGACGUUGAAGCCAUCAGAACAUUCUGCCAGGGAUACGAUCAAGGAACCCGGUGUCUCGAAUUUAUGAUCAAAAUGUGCCCAGAGACGAAGUCACAAGUCCAAACUUAUUUAUAUAAUAUGACCAAUUUUCAAGAACUCUGCACCCAUCCUAAACUAUACGAAGUGUAUGCCAUGCAUCAGAAUUGUUACAUCGCACAAAAAAAAUAUUCCGAAAAUUGCUAUCGUACGUAUUACACAGUUUCUGAUGACGUCACGUAUAAUGCUAAAAUUGGACAACAAGCCGCUGUUCAGAUUGUUUGUAUACGUUUGGACGACUUCCUAAACUGUGUAAAAGAUAAUAUAUUUGCUAAAUGUGGUCCAGAAGCCUCCACUAUAACUGAUGUAUUAGUGAACACAGCGCUAGACCUCAGUCAAACUUGCUCAAGUAAAGCACUCGCUGGGACGACAAAGAGCUCAGCUUCCGGAGCAACGUCGUCUCCCGGAGAAGGCACCAAUAGACAGGAGAGCGCCAGAAGUACGGCCCACGUGCAAGACGCACCCACGCUUACUCUUCUUUUCGUAAAUGUUUGUUUACAACUUGGACUUGCAUUUUUCCUCACCUGGAGGACAUCGUGAAUAAAUUACUCAACUCCAAGUAAGGCACCUUUUUCCAAGACGCCGUGGUGAAAAAUAGUCUAAAUCUGUGAUGUUUGGUCUACAUGGCUCCUGUCUCUGCCUCUGGCCCUUUCUGUCACUGGACUUGUAUCGAAUGUAAAAAAAAUACUGACAUGAGACUUAAAAAGGAAGCAAAGACAUAAUCACAGAGAGAGAUGAUCAGAGAGAGAGAUCGAUGGCUUCGUUAAGACUUAAUUCCUCUCAAUGGUGUUUUGGUGGUGUCUUUUACUGUUACUGUGAUCAAUCAUACUGACUGCCAUUUUCUUCAGAAACAUGUUUACUUCCAAGUGGAUUGUCUCUCAGCCAAGAACACCCCAUGAUGUCCGAAGCCUCAAUUGAAAUACCAUCUCUUUGGAUAUGUAAAAAUAUAGUGUAUAUAAACAUAUUUAGCCUAAUGCUGAGUUUAAAAUCAAACGUAAGAUAUUCAUAGACUUGGGUUGGCAUACAUAUAAAGAGAGAGAGAAGGCGGCAGACGACAGACUCUUCUGAGGUGUUUUUGCGACAAAGUCAUGGAGGGGAGUGAGAUUCGAGGAAGCCAUGAUGGCUUCGAGCCCUUUGCAGGAGGAGACAGUUUGGCAGCAUAUUCUUUGUAAAACUUUUUGCAAAGUUAUGUAAAUUUGCAUUUUUGUCGACUAAUGGAAUAAUUUAAGUUAAUCGUUGCCUAUGAAAGUUACUAGAGGUAUAAGUAUCAAGUUCAAGACGCUCAAACCUAUGCAAGCGUAAGCUUCAGAGCUAAUUGUUUGCGCAUGCGUGUCCCACGGCAUGACGCCUUUGAGAAGAACAGUAAUGGUAGGCCCAUCCUACGUGCCAAUCCGUGAACAUGGCUGUAAUGUUCACAUCGCUUUAUGCUUGAAACUGGAUGUAAUGGUUCGUGUUAUUUCUGGUUGUGAAAGUUUAUGGAGUUCAUUCUGGUCACAUGACUUCAGGAUGAGCGCGUUUUAGUGAGGCACAAGCGACAUGCAAUGCGCACGCACAGUGUGCCCAGACAUAGGGUGGGUUUGUGGCACCGAGAAUCCGAAUAUUGGGAAUGGUUGCUCUUUUGAUAUUUGUUUUAAUAUUUUCUUAUAGUAGAGAAAGCAACAGUCGCCAUCCAAGGGUGCUUUCCCAGAGAUUUAGAUCGAUCUAACUCCCUGGGGGUU